UAACAAAACCCGACUAACCCAGCUCCUGAUCAAUUUCUGCGUGAUUGUGUACAUGGAUGAUAUUUUGGUCUUUUCAAAAACACGUGGGUACCACGUGGAACAUAUUGAGUGGGUUUUGCAUGCACUAAAAGAUGCGGGGUUCAAAGUGGCCUUGGAGAAAAGCGAGUUCUUCUUGUCGGAGAUCUCACUCUUGGGGUACAUCGUCACGGUCGAUGGACUAAAACCGGAUCCGAGGAAGGUGGCAGCAGUUCAAGAAGCCCCGGCGCCGGUCACACUCACCCAGGUUCGGGCUUUUCUAGGGCUGGCACCCUAUUACCGACGCUUCAUCACGGGGUUCGCCGGUGUAGCGAAGCCCCUAACGAACCUGCUGAAGAAAGAGGAGCAGCUGAUCUGGACGCUGGAAUCUGAAGCGGCGUUUCAGGCGUUGAAGGAGGCUCUGACAUCUGCUCCUGUGUUGGAGCGUCUCGACCCGACAAGACCGUUCGCACUGUACACCGACUGGCAGUCGCAGGCGAUAUCGGCGGUGCUGACUCAGCACGGGGCGGACGGAACGGAACACGUCAUUGAGUAUGCAUCCAAGACGCUGAGCCAGGCGCAGGCUAAUUACGAAGCGUGCAAAGGCGAAUGUCUGGCGGUGGUGUGGGGGAUUCAGCAUUUCCGACCGUAUCUUUACGGCCAGAAAUUCGUGUUGGUAACGGGUCAUCAGCCGUUGCUGUCCCUACGCAACAACGCGGACUACACGGGGACGCUGGGAAGGUGGGCGGUGCGUCUGCAGGACUAUGACUUCGACAUCCGUCAUCGUGCCACGCGGCAGCAUGACAACGCCGAUGGAUUGACGCGCCUCCUGCCGCCCAACAAGAGUCCCGCCAACGAGCGACUCAUUCCGUGGAGGCCAGAAGCCGCGGCGACGAAACCGCGCUACGGGGAGCUACACGUGCUGUACCGAAGUGAAAAGACGUGGGUCUGUCCCAACUGCAGAACGGACCAGGUCCCUACCGAGAAACGGUAUCUGGACGCACAAACCGCCGACGGAUUCGCGCCACGUGCCCGUCGGGCAGAAGUCUGGACGGACCUUCUGUUGCUACAGAGGCUGACAGGCGACUCGCUGUCAGAACUUACCAAAGCCGAGCGGCGGAGAGUCACGGUGCGGGCGCAAGACUAUCGCUGGCAGGGACCGACGUUACAAAAACGAAAAGUCGAUAAUGACGGAGGGACUAGCUGGUUGACGGUUCCGCACCCUUUCGCUAGGUUCGAUUGGACACGAGCCGCUCAUGAAGAGGAUGCGGUCCAUUUCGCGGUCAAGUACACGGAAAAAGCCAUCGAAAAGAAUGGAUGGUACUGGUCAGGAAUUCGGGAAGAUGUGAAAUACAUCAUCCAGAAUUGCCCGGCCUGCACGGCGGACAAGGCGCCGGUACAGAUGCCUCGAACGAUGGUGCCUACUCGUGUAGAGCGCCCCUUUCAGAGGGUUAGCAUCGACACGACGGAUAUCAACGUUCCGAGAGGUCCCGUCGAUCAGGGAGAGCUCAAUGUUCUUGUAGUGGCUGUCGAUCAUUUUUCGAAAUGGAUCGAGGCGUACCUUAUGACCAGCCGGAAUUCGCAGGAGGUAGCCUGGUACGUAAACCGAUUUUUGUGCAUGCAUCUAGACGUAGAAGAGGUACACAUGGACAAUGGGUCAGAAUUUCAAGGAGAAGUAGAACGUCACCUGGUCAGGGCGGAUGUUAAGAUUAUCUACUCGCCGGGGCAUUGGCCUCAAGCCAAUGGCCUGGUAGAGAAUGCCAACCGACUGAUUAAGACCGCUCUUAGACGGAAUAUCACUGCGGGAGAUACCCGGCCCUGGCCUGUCAUUGUCGACCACAUUUUGGCCGUCUAUCAGGCUACCCCACUUGGUAGUACUGGGGUGUCCCCCUUCCAACUGAGAACCAAUAGUGUCCCUCGGGUGCAAUUGUCCCCCUUGGUAGGUACGAAAGUUAGAGCAACACGGGCCCAGCACAGAGAUAAGUCCCGCCACUACAUGGACUUAAUGGCWAGGGCCUAUCCCCCGUUAGCUCGCCGGCGACAGCGGGCCGUAGAUCGGACGCAUCAACGGCAGAUCCGCGAUUAUGAGAACCGACAUGCGUCCACUGGACCACUCCGUCGCUAUAAAAUUGGGGACUCAGUACAGGUACGGAAAUCCGCACGCUCCUCCAAGUUCCACCCGCGCUACACAGACAUUUACGAGGUAACGGAAGUUGGCGUACAGGGACAGCACUCCGUGAAGCUGAUUCCCCGUCACAACUCCCAGGCCCGACCGCUGACACUGCACGUUGCUGCGCUCCGGCCCUUCCAGCCAUCGCUAGGCCCCACACGGACCCCGCUCCUACGAGAUCAUCCUCUUCUUCUUCGUCUUCCUCCUCUUCCCGAUCGGCCUCGUCCAUCGGUGUUGAGAGUUUCAGGGAGCAGGAUGAACCAUCGCCAGCCGGAGCAUGAGCCCCUCGAGCAUUUCCAGACGCCGCUUGCAGAUCGCUUGUUGCAGCAUCAGUUCAAUGAGGAAAGGCAGUUGCGGUACGACAUUCAGCAGGUGAACGUGCCAGCGCCCGGGGUUGCUGAUCUGACGGCGUACUCGUUACUUUGUGAUCGACUGACGUAUGCGGGGUACAAAGACAUGUGGGAGUUGCAUCGUGCGCUGUACAAGUCGGUGGCAUUGGGGAUGUUCCGAUUCUUCAUGGAUCACAAAGACCACUGCAUCGGGGAGCACUUCGUCGUCUACUACGUCAUCACACGACCCAAGCCGGCGCAGAAGGAGGGGACGGUGGCGCUUUACCCAUUCGCCCAGCUCCAGACAAUUGAUCCGAGAUUGUUGGAGCUCAUACAUCUUGAGCUCCUCUCCAUUGCGCAAGUGAUCGCGAGCGAGGAAGAGGAGAUCCAGCCACGAUUGCGGACGGCGACAGCCCCGCGGAGAACGUACAACGCGGUCGUCAUCCCGGAUUACAUUGCGCAGCGCGCAGAGAGGUUGGAGGGCUUCCCGGAGGAAAAGUCGUUGAGGCCUCCCUCGUCGUAUCCCCGACCGGCGCCACCCAAGGCCCCCAAGAAGACGCCGAAGAGGAAGAGACGCCACCCGUCGCCAGGAGCGCAAGGCAGCAGAAUCGGUGGCGGCGAGGAGGUGAUUCAGCCCGCGGGUACGCGGAAUCUUGACCCCGCGCCUGGGAGUGUGGCGACACUCGUUAAGGCGAUUGUCGUGCCAUCGCCGCCCUUCCCCCGCGUGCCCGAUCUCAAUCUUGAUGGAGUCGGGCCAUCAGCAGCAGCAGCAGCCGGAGGAGGAAGCCGAAUAGGAAUACCGGAUCCCAUAUCCAGACCCCCUGUCCUCGCGGGACCUCUCCGCUUCCGCCAGCCGCCCGGGGAGGUGAAUUUCAUGGUGGAGCCCACCACCAUCAGGCUCGAGGCCAUCGCGGGGGCGCCGCGCCCUGAUCCGGCGUGGGAGCCAUAUCUGACACCCCCUUUUCAAGGGUGUAUUGCGGCGGGACUGGCUGGGACGCUCAUCUACGAGAUCGGGCAGCGUCCUAAUGUGAUGUACCACUUCCUUGUCUUCGCGGCGCAGAAGCGGGAGCGGCGGCCUUACACCGAGACUCGUGCGGUGAUAACGUGUCCAGGGCCCCGAUCGGUGCGCAAGCGGGUGGUGCGAGUGGUGGCGGAUCUGGCGCCACGUGUCCUGUCUCAUGUGUCGGGGGCCUUCCUCUAUUCCUCGUUCAUCCAGCACCACUUCCAGGAGGAAGAUGCGUCGACGACUCCCGCGGCAAUGGCCGCUUUUCUUCCACCUAUUCCGCCCCCUCUCAAUCCCGACAUCGAUCACUUCCUCUGAUCACCCUCGUCUACCUCUCCCCGCUUCUCUCCUUCUCCUUCUCUUCAUCAUCUUCUUCUCCUAUGCCCAAAGUUCGCGCGUCG
Molecule: messenger RNA, 3918 nt
Organism: Chara braunii
Lineage: Eukaryota; Viridiplantae; Streptophyta; Charophyceae; Charales; Characeae
Source: the annotation of a GenBank genome assembly